This is a messenger RNA of Diaporthe citri, 765 nucleotides long. RefSeq lists its product as uncharacterized. The record is from RefSeq and is a predicted model, not a curated record. NCBI's taxonomy places the organism in Eukaryota, Fungi, Ascomycota, Sordariomycetes, Diaporthales, Diaporthaceae. The transcript has a single exon. The coding region runs from base 1 to 765 and encodes 254 amino acids.
AUGGCGUCCAUUCCGUGCGGACCCUGUUCGAGAUAUGAACUUCCCGAUAAUUCGACUGACACAGCCGACGAUACUUCUGUUGAAGGUUAUGAACUCACCCGACAGCCCCGACCAGCAUCCUGGAGUCACCCUGACACUCUUGCACUUCUGUCACCCGGGUCUCUAUCGCCUGGGUCUCUAGAGUAUAUCGACAACACCGAGCCAACACCCGACGCACCACCUAUCGACCCAGAGCCCCCUGCUGUCCGCAACAGAACCAUGACAAUGAACAUCCCCCUCGACGACGUCGACCUCGUGCAGCUAUUCCUCCGCCCGGACGGCUCCGUCAAGGGCAUCAGCUUCAACUACGGGGACUCGGACCUGGCGGACCUCGGCUGCUGCAUCGCCGAGCCGGGCUGCUGGUACGCCUUCCUCCAGCCGCGGUGGCUCCUCUUCACGCCCGCGCCGGGGGGCCACCGCGUCGGCGGCCGCGGGUUCUUCCCCGUCGAGUGCAUCAGCUUCGGGAACGUCCGCGAUCUGGGUGACGGGGUCGAGACGAACGCUGUCAGGAUGGAAGGCUCGCUGGUGUUCCGCCUCUCCCCGGACGGGCUGGAGAUUGACAUGAGCGGUGAUGUGGGAGUAUAUGGGACCGCGCCCAGGCGCGGCAAGAGGACCUUCGAGCGGGCGGCGCGAGCUGUCAAGGGCUGGCUUGGAAAGCACUGCGUUCUCUUUCGGCUGUCCAACAAAAUGUCGAGAUAUUGGAAAAUAGGCCAGCAGACUCGCUAA